This is a messenger RNA of Arctia plantaginis, 1167 nucleotides long. Lineage: Eukaryota; Metazoa; Arthropoda; Insecta; Lepidoptera; Erebidae. The record is from the annotation of a GenBank genome assembly.
AUGAAGCUCGUCUUUAAAAAUAUUGAAAGAGAUGGCUGCGGGAGUAUUGCCCUUAUCCCUGAGGAACCAGAGGAUAUGUGGCACGCUUACAAUCUCAUCGCGACUGGGGACGCUGUUACAGCUUCCACAGUUCGCAAAGUGCAAACAGAGUCCUCCACUGGAUCUUCCACUAGUAGUAGAGUGAGAACAACACUCACAAUUACUGUUGAAACUAUUGAUUUUGAUACACAAGCAUGUGCGCUGAGAUUAAAGGGCCGGAAUAUUGUGGAGAAUCAAUAUGUGAAGAUGGGUGCAUACCACACACUAGACUUAGAGUUAAACAGAAAGUUCACAAUGCGAAAGACACUGUGGGAUUCAGUAGCUCUUGAAAGGGUUGACAUGGCAUGUGAUCCUGCUGCUAAUGCUGAUGUUGCCGCAGUAGUAAUGCAAGAGGGUUUGGCACAUGUUUGCUUAAUCACACCUUCUAUGACAUUAGUAAGGUCUAAGAUUGAUAUUACGAUUCCUAGGAAGCGAAAAGGUUUUGUACAGCAACAUGAAAAGGGACUCAAUAAAUUCUAUGAAGCGGUAAUGCAAGGAAUUUUGAGACAUAUUGACUUCAGCAUUGUAAAAUGUGUGAUUCUCGCCUCACCCGGUUUUGUCAAAGAUCAGUUUUAUGACUAUAUGAUGCAACAAGCAGUCAAAACUGAUAACAAAUUGCUCAUUGAAAAUAAAAGCAAAUUCUUAUUGGUCAAAGCUUCGUCUGGGUUCAAACAUUCUCUAAAAGAAGUAUUGCAAGAACAAGCAGUAAUGGCCAAGAUAUCCGACACUAAGGCUGCCAGUGAGGUGAAGUUGUUGGAAAGCUUUUACACAAUGUUGCAGCUGGAACCCGCCAAAGCGUUCUACGGCAAGAAACACGUGCAGCGCGCGAACGAAGCGCUUGCUAUUGAAACUCUCAUGAUUUCUGAUAAGUUGUUUAGGUGUCUAGAUAUACAACAGAGGAAAGAAUAUGUAGCCAUAGUUGAUUCAGUGCGAGAAAAUGGCGGCGAAGUAAGGAUCUUUUCCAGCAUGCAUGUGUCUGGAGAACAAUUGGAUCAAUUGACUGGUAUUGCCGCGAUCCUGCGCUUCCCAAUGCAAGAGCUCGAAGACAGUGAUGCAGAAGGCGAUGAUAGCGAUAAUGAUACUGAUUAG